Molecule: messenger RNA, 3385 nt
Organism: Porites lobata
Lineage: Eukaryota; Metazoa; Cnidaria; Anthozoa; Scleractinia; Poritidae
Source: the annotation of a GenBank genome assembly
UAAGUUCCCUAUUGUGUCAAGAAAGGCAACAUUUCUUUUCCUUCCUUGCUCGGUUUUGUUUCAGGAGCGCGGUCUUCGGUUUCUGUGAGUUUCAUUUAUUUCUGAUUGCAAUUUGUCUUUCAAAUUGUGUUGCUAGCCUCUGUACAUCAUCAACCAUCUAGCGUUCUUUUGAAUUUUAAAACACUUUCCUCAAACUCUUUUGACAAAUCGGUGGGUGACAAGCCGCAAAAUGUGUGCUGGAAGGUUUCCGUAGUCUUUACAUCAAGGAUAACUUUUUCGUUUAAUCUUGUGCCUUUGUAUACAAAUGUGUCUAAAAACAUUGUCUCAGUGAAUUUCGGUGGUGAAUUUAAUUAUAGUAGGAUCAUGCAAGUUUGCUUCUUCGAAGAAACUUACGAUGUCUGGUUUAAAGACGGUUUAGCUGCUUAGACUUUGUGUUUCAAUAUAUGACAUGAAAAUGUUGGCAGAGGAACCUGCUGUCUCUGUGCCCAUCGCGGUACGGUGGGUUUGGAGGUAGAGCUUACCAUUGAACGAGAAAGAAUUUCCUUUGAGGAUUAAUUUAAGCAUUUGUCGCAUAUAAUGUUUAGGACUAGGCGGGUUGUAGAAAUUUUUGGCAUACGCUCUGCAAACCGAUUUCAAUAUCCUCGUUUUGUGAUACUGACUUGUAAAAAGACUUGUGACGUGGUAUCUUGGGUUACUUCCUAGAAAGGUAGGAAAAAUACAAUAUACUCUUCUUUCUGAAAAAAAUAUAGAUAAUGUCGGUCCAUGUCGGUAGUCGGUUAAUAAUUUUCCUGUCGGUAGUCGGUAAUUUUUUUCGCGUUUUGUCGGUAGUCGGUAAUAUUUUUUGCCCUUUGUCGCUAGUCGGUUAACCCCAUUCACACCCUCUAAAAUUGGAAGCUAGCUGAGAUUUUUUUUCGCGAAGGAUAGAACGGCGCCCGAAGCAAAUCGUUUUAAUUCAUUUCUUAGGAUACUAGAAAUGCAAUUUCAUCGAAAGAAAAAAGACAAAAACAAACAAAAAAGCCACAAGAGCUUGUUUGAAAGUUUGUCGAAAAACACACAUGAAAACACAUGGAACCAAAGUACCUUGACCAGCUACGAAAGAAAACAAGUGUUGUUUCUUCAUGAUCGCGAAGCCAUUCGCCGAUCGAGUCACUCGCCGAUAUAUAACUGGGGCUUGUUUAUCCGACAUCAAGAAUAUAAAUCACAAGUAACCAGCUACAAAUACAGGCUAUGCAGCCAUUCACUACAGCAAUCGAGGCGGCAGUAUAGCUUCUUUUCACGUUCAGCAAAACCAGCUUGUGGCUUCAAACAACUUCAUAACAAGCGACCGAGGUAAUAGUUUUUCUCCGUCAUCUUGCUUUUAUAACUGCACCGAAAAUCCAAAUUCACAGUAAUUUCGACGGCUGUCACUUAAAAAUUCUUUUCCUUCACAUUAUCUGCCAGGUUUUUUUAGCUGUUCUGCUGUGUAAAAUCCUAGAAUCCCGAUGAGUUUUUAAAAAACUAAUCUUCAUCGCUACAAUGUUUAGAUUUUUCAUUCAUGCAGUCCAGGCGAGUCCGUUCGCGCGUUGACAGUUUUGAUAGACGUGUGACAUGUGAAUAGCGGAAGUCCCUUGUCUUUUCCGGUUUGUUCUAGUCGGGGAGAUUCAACGAGAUUUUGUUAGACUACGAGUAGUCCCCCAUUUUUCCUCAGGGAUAGUAUAGCGAACGAAACGCCAGCGCGCGUGAAAAUCACCCCACGCGAGAAAAGGCGACACGCGGCUCAUUUUCUCUCUCCCCGCCGCGUGUCGCCUUUUCUCGCGUGGGGUGAUUUUCACGCGCGCUCGCGUUUCGCUGGCUCUACUAUCCCUGAGGAAAAAUGGGGGACUACUCGUAGUCUAAGAUUUUGUGGGCGUUUUUAAUAAAACAAUUAUUCCACUCGCGCUUGUUGGAUAUGAGAUGAUUAUAGCCAACUCGGCGCUACGCGCCUCGUUGGCUAUCUAUCAUGUCAUAUCCAACGCGCCCUCGUGGAAUAAUUGUUAAAUUUAAUUUAAAAUGUUUAGCAGUUGGCCUCACUGAUGGUGGGAGAUGAUGGAACUCAGCAAUCGAUGGACAUUCUGAAGGGUUUUACUGCUAUGACUAGCAGAGGGGUAGUGGAAUUUUAAGAUGUAACACAGAGUAUUCAGUCUAGUUGUUUUUCUUUUUUUUUCGUAUUUUCAGAUGCUUGAUGUUCCAUUUGUUCUUUUUCUCAACUUUCUUUUCGAUCUCAACGGCGCUGACGCGCUUUGACAUAACGGCCUCGUCAUUUACAAACUUGUAUGACGACUAUGUACUUUUCGAUUACGUCAUAUCCAGCCACCUGACCCAAGGCAUUCAGGCAUGUGCCCACCUUUGCUUGUUACAGUCAAAUUGCCUCUCAUUUAAUUUUAUAAAAACACUGGAACUUUUCGAGAAAGGUUUAUGUGAGCUUAAUAGAGCAAGUUGCCGCAACAACAGGAAUGCAAGCCUCACUAAUGCUCUAGGAUAUGUAUAUGGUGAAUUCAUUGACGUGAAAACAAACCGAUUUAUAUUUACCACCUUGGGAGCGAGGGGAAAAGAUGGCCCUACCAAAGCACAACUUGAAGGCUACAAAAGAACUUCUUUAGAGGGGCAGGUAGACGUACAACAAGGCAUUCAGUUUUGGCAAGUACCUGAAUCCGGGACUUACGUCAUAGAGGCCUUUGGUGCCUCUGGAGGAAAUGGUACCUGCCAAACCUGUUCAGGAUGGAAGCUCGGUGGACUGGGUGCAAGAAUAAAAGGAACCUUUUACUUCAACAAAGGAACAGCAUUGAAGAUUUUGGUUGGUCGGCAGGGCCUAUUAACCGAGUAUUUUAAUCAGCGUCCGGGAGGAGGGGGUGGAGGGACGUUCGUUACGCUUGUGGACAAUACCAUAAUUGUUAUCGCUGGUGGGGGUGGGGGUGGGAGCUUGGCCAAACCUAGCUACGGAGAUGGUGACCCAGGGCAAAAAUCGGAGAAUGGUACGCAAUAUGGUGGGUAUGGCGGAAUGGGUGGAUUCCGAUAUCAGAUUGCGAAGAAAACUUUCGACUCCCCAGAUAUCAAAGCCAGCUCGGGGGCAGGAUAUAUGGGAGACGGGGAUGCACCAAAUAAUAUCGGCAUCACUCCGGCUAGAAGUUUUCUUGCCGGUGGUACUGGAGGGGGACAUGUGGCAGUACAAAAUGGAGGAUUUGGUGGGGGAGGAUGUGCAGUAACUCUUGGGGGUGGUGGUGGGGGUUAUUCUGGUGGAGGAAUUACCGGCACUACGACUUCAGGAACCGCAGGGGGAGGGGGAUCGUUUAAUUCUGGUUUACACCAAGUUAACGACGCGGGAGUCAAUAAAGGACAUGGAAAGGUAAUUAUUACUCUGCUGCAGUGA